AUCGCAAGUAGGCCAAGUAGGCUUAUUAAAAUUCAACAAACUGUUUGACUGGCAGAACUCUUAUCAUAGCCGACAAAAUUUCGUCUCAUAUAGACACAAAAAUGCAAAGGAACUGUCUUUUACUGCGCCCCCUCCUCUGGAGAGCUGGAGAACUUGGAGCAUUUUGUACUCCUGCCCGUCUACUUCGUAACUCCGCUGCUCUGAAGUAUGCCGCUGACGGUGGAAAGACAAAGCCAGGAAAGCUACCUCCGAAGAUGGCCAAGUUGCGAAAACAGUUUCAGGCGGACAACGAUUUACCAAUUUUUCUCAAAGGCGGCAGUACGGACAACAUAUUGUACAGAUUAACCUGGGUGCUGUGUUUUCUAGGAUUGGCUGGUGAUAUUUGGUUGUGGCUUGGCUUCAUCAUCGCCUAAAUUUAUGAACACUAAAGAAAAGUGUACACUUGUUUUCAUCAAAAACCUGAUUUUAACUAGUUGAGCACUAUUUUUCUCUAAAAGCAAAUCUAUAAUCGUUUCUGUACAUAAGUGGUUUAAAUACGGCAAAUCAAUAAAAUAUUGUUAACUGGUGUUUAAAAAA
Molecule: messenger RNA, 576 nt
Organism: Drosophila ficusphila
Lineage: Eukaryota; Metazoa; Arthropoda; Insecta; Diptera; Drosophilidae
Gene: COX7AL
Product: cytochrome c oxidase subunit 7A1, mitochondrial
Exons: 2
Coding region: 102-413 (103 amino acids)
Biological process (GO): mitochondrial respirasome assembly; mitochondrial electron transport, cytochrome c to oxygen; regulation of oxidative phosphorylation
Source: RefSeq, a predicted model, not a curated record